Pipra filicauda (Wire-tailed manakin) is the source of this 4043-nucleotide messenger RNA. It is a transcript of the gene RHOT1, whose product is annotated as ras homolog family member T1. Bases 2064 to 3980 code for a protein of 638 amino acids. Gene Ontology annotation, cellular component: mitochondrial outer membrane. Gene Ontology annotation, biological process: mitochondrion transport along microtubule; regulation of mitochondrion organization; mitochondrion organization. The record is from RefSeq and is a predicted model, not a curated record. Gene Ontology annotation, molecular function: calcium ion binding; GTPase activity; GTP binding. Lineage: Eukaryota; Metazoa; Chordata; Aves; Passeriformes; Pipridae. The transcript has 20 exons.
UAUUGUAAGCCUGUUCCAAAACAGCCUUUUCAUGCCUUGUCUUCUACAGUUUAGGUCUAAGGUUGUUUUAGUCCUUGUAUCCAGGGUGAAAACAUCAAUUUUUAAUAGCCAGUAAUUUUCAGAAUAUGUUCAGCAUGUUGUUUUAUGCAGCAUGAUCUAAUAAACUUAUAUAUGAGGAAAAAGACGAUUUAGUUACCCUGAGGUGCUGUAUUUCCUUCAUCCCAGUCAGCUGGUACUGUUUGGGCUGUUAUUUCUGAGACUGUAAACAGACUGGGAAAGGCAGAGGGCUGACCUAGAUUCAAAGAAAAUAAACCAAAUCUCUGCACUUCAACCUAUGGAUUUUCAUAAAACUCUGGGACACUGGGAAGUGUAUCAGGAGCUUAUAAACACUGAGCAUUUACUAACCAGCAACACAUAAUCUUCUAUUUUCAGUCCUGUGGAGUGAGUUUCUCUAUCUGCAAGGCCAAUGUGUUUUAGGUUAGAACUGGCUUGGUCAGGUGCAAAAUGCACAGCACUGUUUUCACUGAUUGUCUGAUAACUUUACUUACCUUUUUUCCUAUGCAAACAGGAGAGCUUCCAAAGCUCUUUUGAUUCUAUCAGGAUGAAAUUUAAGAUGCAGCUGAUGCAGGAGGCCACCUGGCAGUGUAAGUUAGAAUUUUAGCUCAUAGGAGUAUCUUUGAUGCAAACACCCCCACGUUGCUGGUAGGAAACCUGCAACUUGCUGCUCUCCAGGUAGUACCACUAGGGAAAAGCUUAUGGCAGUUCUCCCUAAGGAAAACAGAAAUCUUCCUCCCCAGAGUAACUUUGCUUUUCAUAGUUUUGUAACAACUACUCUUUAACUUACCACGGUGAAGAGAAGGUUUUAUUUCUGGAGGUCAGAAGGCCCUUUGUUACUGUACCAAAAAUAGAUUUGGAUAAGUUGGGUGGAGUCUGAUUAGAUCAUCAGUUCAGUAAUGCCAUUUCCUGCACAAAAUCAACCAGUUGUACAAUUCCAUCUCUUCUUUCAUAUUCAGAAUUAUGUACAAUUACACAGAGCAGUGUAAAUGCAGUGAGAGCAGCCAAACAACCUGUGUGUCUUGGUGACAUUUCUGUUGCUUUUGGUGGGAACAGUGACACAGGCUCUGACUGAUACUGAGCAGUGCCUGCCUUGGUAACACGCAGGUGCUGGCAGAGAGGCUGUUACAGCCAGGAUCAAACAGGUUUUUCCCUGAACUGAGAGCUGUUGGAAAUAUCCAAUCCCAGCUAACAUUUGAAUCUGAGCAUAUUAUUUUUUAAUGUCUCAAAACCAAAUAAAGCAGUAAUAGUGUUUCAAGGCUUCCAGAGGAAUAGGGAGUUCACAGCUGGAGGAUUUUUCAGAGAGGAGAACCCUGAGAAAAGUUACCAACUCUUCAUUUUCAAUGGUCACAUUAAAGCUUCUCAAACCCGAGCAGCUCAACUGUGAUAUCAGAAGUCUGAACCUUGCAGGUAACAAAGUCAUUUAUUUGAUGGAAUAGAGCUGGAUAUUGAAGCAGAGAUGGUCAUCUGGGAAUAAGCAAGCUAUGACUUUAGAAGUGCUGGUGGUUUGGGGGUUUCUUUUCACUUUUUUGGGGGGGCAGCUCAUUUGUGUCAAGGCGAUUAUGCUCUUGCACUUCCAAAUAGUCAAACUCUUGGAGACUUUGUCCAUUGACAGCAGAGCUGUGUCUUUUUGUCCAGUUCUCAUCCUUGGUAGUUUAGGACUGGAGCACAGUCAUCAUAUCAAGAAUGCUAUAAAAAUAGUUAAUUUCUAAAUUAUUUUCUGUGUGCCACCUUUGUUUCUAUUUCUGAAGUUGCACUGAAGCAUUUCUAGUUUGUUUUGUUUAUUUGUUUGUUUGGUUACAUCUUCUGUGUUAAGGUUAAAACCUGAUAAUUCUUUUGUGUAAGAGCAGAAUUUGGUUCCCUUCUGGAUGAAAUGCAGAAGUGUGAGAUGGAUCCCAAGGUUUUACAGUAAAAGAAUUAUGAGAGCAUUGCUGUCACCCAUGUUUAGUGUGAUGAAACAACAGAGAAAAAGCCUUUAAUGUGCCAGAGUGGGGAAGACAUCACUAAUUAUGUCUCUUGUCAGUGAAGAAUUUCCAGAAGAGGUUCCCCCACGAGCUGAGGAAAUCACCAUUCCAGCUGAUGUCACCCCUGAACGAGUGCCAACCCACAUAGUGGAUUACUCAGAAGCAGAACAAAGUGAUGAGCAGCUUUACCACGAAAUAUCACAGGCAAAUGUGAUUUGUAUAGUAUAUGCUGUUAACAACAAGAAUUCUAUUGAUAAGGUAACAAGUCGCUGGAUCCCCCUCAUCAACGAAAGGACAGACAAAGAUAGCAGGUUGCCUCUUAUAUUAGUUGGAAACAAGUCUGAUCUAGUGGAGUAUAGCAGUAUGGAAACUAUCCUUCCCAUAAUGAAUCAAUAUACAGAGAUAGAAACGUGUGUAGAGUGUUCAGCCAAAAACUUGAAGAAUAUAUCUGAGCUAUUUUAUUAUGCACAGAAAGCUGUUCUGCAUCCUACAGGUCCUCUGUACUGCCCAGAGGAGAAAGAGAUGAAACCUGCCUGUAUCAAAGCCCUCACUCGCAUUUUUAGAAUUUCUGAUCAGGAUAACGAUGGCACUCUCAAUGAUGCAGAGCUCAACUUCUUCCAGAGAAUUUGUUUUAAUACACCACUGGCACCUCAAGCUUUGGAAGAUGUAAAGAAUGUAGUCAGGAAAAACCUAAGUGAUGGAGUUGCAGAUAAUGGGUUGACAUUAAAAGGUUUUCUUUUUCUACACACCCUUUUCAUCCAGCGAGGAAGGCACGAAACAACGUGGACUGUCCUGCGUCGCUUUGGAUACGACGAUGACUUAGAGCUGACCCCAGAAUAUUUGUUUCCUCCCCUAAAAAUUCCCCCGGACUGCACAACAGAACUAAAUCAUCAUGCAUACUUGUUCCUUCAAAGUAUUUUUGAUAAACAUGAUUUGGACAGAGAUUGUGCUUUGUCUCCUGAUGAACUGAAAGAUUUGUUCAAAGUCUUCCCUUACAUGCCAUGGGGCCCUGAUGUGAACAACACAGUUUGUACAAAUGAGAGGGGAUGGAUCACAUACCAAGGGUUUCUCUCUCAGUGGACACUAACCACGUACCUGGAUGUGCAGCGUUGCCUGGAGUACCUGGGUUAUUUAGGGUACUCCAUACUUGCAGAACAAGAAUCUCAAGCAUCAGCAAUUACAGUGACAAGAGACAAAAAGAUAGACCUGCAGAAAAAACAGACUCAGCGAAACGUCUUCCGCUGCAACGUUGUUGGGAUGAAGGGCUGUGGGAAGGGUGGAGUUCUCCAGGCUCUGCUUGGAAGAAAUCUAAUGAGACAGAGGCAAAUCCGUGCAGAACACAAAUCUUACUAUGCCAUUAAUACAGUCUAUGUAUAUGGACAGGAAAAAUACUUGCUGCUACAUGAUGUCAGUGACUCAGACUUUUUAACUGAUGCUGAGACCGUCUGCGACGCUGUCUGCCUGGUGUAUGAUGUCAGUAACCCCAAAUCCUUUGAGUACUGUGCCAGGAUUUUUAAGCAGCACUUCAUGGACAGCAGAAUACCAUGUUUAGUGGUAGCUGCCAAGUCCGACUUGCAUGAAGUUAGACAGGAAUAUAGUAUUUCUCCUGCUGAAUUCUGCAAAAAACACAAAAUGCCUCCACCUCAAGCCUUCACGUGUAACACUGCUGAUGUGCCCAGUAAGGAUAUCUUUGUGAAGCUGACGACGAUGGCAAUGUAUCCCCAUGCCCGGUUACGCUGUAUGUGCGCCUGCAACAGGUGUACAUUUUGCAUCUGUCAGAACUUCCUCAACUCAGACUUGCUGCAAUCUGUAAAGAACAAACUCUUCACUGCAGUUCUUAACAGGCACGUGACACAAGCGGACCUCAAGAGCUCCACGUUCUGGCUCCGAGCAAGUUUUGGUGCUACUGUCUUUGCAGUUCUGGGUUUUGCCAUGUACAAAGCACUACUAAAGCAGCGAUGAUCUGAGAAGAAGCACAUCUGGCCCUACCAAAUAAAUAAAUUAAAAAAACCACUUUUAUGUACA